GAUUGGCUUGAGCUCGAGCCUAUUGCCGCAGAGGUUUGGCAAAAUGGCGGCAAGUUGGUGACGUUCAGGUGGUUCCAGGAAGUCACGGAGGGAGGCCUUUGCGCACAGGACCCACAGGAGUGCACGAGGCAUAUCAAGGGCAGAGGGGAUCCCAUCUACGUGCGAGAGUGGCCUUCGACGUCCUCGGACUUGUAUGCCCACGCGAUGGCGCUGCUUAUGCUUAUGCAGCAUCGCAUGGUAUUGCGCCUGCACAUUCGCGAACAGGUCGGCCGGGAUUUCCACCGGAGAGUGACAUCAGAGUGGGCCGGGGUAGAACUUGACCGAUGA
Molecule: messenger RNA, 327 nt
Organism: Symbiodinium necroappetens
Lineage: Eukaryota; Dinophyceae; Suessiales; Symbiodiniaceae
Source: the annotation of a GenBank genome assembly